GCAGGGAGUUAAUUGCAUGUCUGGUUACCGAAGAGUGCCUAUCCUAUGAAUUCCGCGAGUCCAAUUUAGCGUUUAACAGAAACAGAUGAUAUAAUCCAUGGUAUCACAAAGCAGUGGUACUAAACGGCCAAUUUGCUGAUGGAUGUAGUUCCUGAUAAAAUGGAGCGUUCUGGAAUCUGCUUGUGCGUUUUGUGUGGUCUUCCAGCUGCAGGAAAGUCAACAUUGGCACAGACGCUGCCUAGCUACGCUCGAAAGAAGGGGUGGAGGAUGUUUAUUUUGUCAUAUGACGAAAUAAUUCCAGAGGAGGGUUACGGGUUACGGAAAGAGGAGAGUGACGCGUUUAUGGACACGCAAUCUAGCUGGAAGGCAUAUCGACAACAAGUGUUGCGGUGUCUGGACGCCUACCUGGAAAGUGAGAAUGCGCCAGUGGGUGGUACCUGCACUAAUAGGGGAGACUGGGAUAUCUGGGUGCGAUUCGCACGGACUGCACAGGACCAGCAAGUGCUUAAAUCGGCAGAUGACUCCUUCCCUCAAAUGUCCCGCAUGAAGUCUCAGCCACUUGUCGUUCUGCUUGAUGACAACUUCUACUAUCCAAGCAUGAGAUACGAAGUGUACCAGGUGGCUAGAAAGUACUCUCUCGGCUUCUGUCAGCUGUAUCUCCAGUGUCCUCUGAACUCCUGCCUUACCAGAAACCGCAUGAGGAGCUGCCCGCUGCCUGAAGAGGUCAUUGUGGAGAUGGCAAAGCGCAUUGAGCCUCCGAACCCCCUCAAAAACCCCUGGGAGCAGAACAGCCUCACAAUGACCAGCACAGUCAGCUUUUCACAACAGGACAUGGAGCUGCUGAUUCAGUUGCUUGGUGCUGCAUUGGAGAACCCAUUAACUCCUAUCCAGGACAACACAGACCAAAAGGAGGCCGCCCGGCAGUGCUGUGCUUCCAGUGUCGUGCACCAGGCUGAUCAGGCCUGUCGCCGCCUCGUGUCCCAGGCCAUGAAGGAUGCCAAAGAAUGUAAAUGGACUGCAAGGACCAUGAGGAGCCUGGCUGCAGAGCUAAACCAGCUGAAGACAAAAUUCCUGGAAGACUUACGAAAACAAGCUCUCCAAGGCUAUCCCACCUGCCCCGGGGAGACCGUAAAUAUGGAACUGGUGGUAAGCAGAGCAGUUGGUGUAUUUGACCAGCAGAAAGAGGACAUCAUAAGAAAACAUGCGACAGAACCUGUGAAACCAUUAUGAUGUUCCAAAGUUGCUCAUCAAAUGAAAAGUGUUUGAUGUCCUGGACUCCCUCAGAACUGUAUUUUUUGUAUUAAAUAUUCUUGCAAUUUCA
Messenger RNA from Conger conger (European conger), 1321 nucleotides. Its product is annotated as L-seryl-tRNA(Sec) kinase-like. Lineage: Eukaryota; Metazoa; Chordata; Actinopteri; Anguilliformes; Congridae. The coding region runs from base 139 to 1230 and encodes 363 amino acids. Gene Ontology annotation, molecular function: tRNA binding; kinase activity. The record is from RefSeq and is a predicted model, not a curated record. The transcript has 6 exons.